AAGUCAAACACAGUAUCAAGGUUUCCAAAUUUCACCGCAGGAGAAUAUUGGGGUGGCACCGAAAAAGAGGAAAGAAGAAGCCACCUGUACUUCUUCCAAACACCAAGCCAAAACUAACUUCCAACAGCUGUUAAAACUUAAACCCCUUCAUCUCUUUGUAUACUUACUCUAUAUAAAGGAAUACUCAAAUGGGAUCAAUGUUCAGUUCACCUCAGAUUAGCCAAGAACAAAUGGAGAUGGCCCUUACCAAAGCCAAACAGAUCGUUUCCUCUAACCCCGUCGUCGUCUUCAGUAAAACAUACUGCGGAUAUUGCACGAGGGUGAAGCAGCUUCUUUCCCAACUUGGUGCUACUUUCAAAGUUAUUGAAGUUGACCAGGAAAGUGAUGGAAAUGAGGUGCAACAAGCACUACUCGAAUGGACUGGGCAGAGGACUGUGCCAAACGUGUUUAUUGGGGGAAAACAUGUUGGUGGCUGCGACAGCAUAAUAGAGAAGCAUCAACAGGGAAAGCUACUUCCCAUGCUCAAGGAUGCCGCUGCUGUUCCCAACACUUCUGCCAAAGUGUAAACACAUCUAUCUAUACAGUGUAGUUAAGCUGACAAUAAAAAUGAUGUUGAGGUUGCUGUUGCUCCUCUAGUUGGGGUUGCGUUACAUAUGCCUUUCUGUUUCCGACAAGAGUGAAUUUGCUUCCCUUCUAUACAUGGUUCUAUAGAAUGAGGCUACAACUACAUCAUCCAUGUCCACUUGCAUACUCCUUUAUAACCCCUUUACUGCUAUAUUCGAACCAAUAUGGAACUAUUUGUUUCUUAUUUUUC
Messenger RNA from Nicotiana attenuata, 814 nucleotides. Its product is annotated as glutaredoxin-like. The transcript has 4 exons. Gene Ontology annotation, molecular function: glutathione disulfide oxidoreductase activity. The record is from RefSeq and is a predicted model, not a curated record. Gene Ontology annotation, cellular component: cytoplasm. Gene Ontology annotation, biological process: cellular response to oxidative stress. Bases 189 to 566 code for a protein of 125 amino acids. Lineage: Eukaryota; Viridiplantae; Streptophyta; Magnoliopsida; Solanales; Solanaceae.